Molecule: messenger RNA, 2318 nt
Organism: Spea bombifrons (plains spadefoot toad)
Lineage: Eukaryota; Metazoa; Chordata; Amphibia; Anura; Pelobatidae
Gene: NSMF
Product: NMDA receptor synaptonuclear signaling and neuronal migration factor
Exons: 15
Coding region: 312-1883 (523 amino acids)
Biological process (GO): positive regulation of neuron migration; regulation of neuronal synaptic plasticity
Cellular component (GO): cytoplasm; nucleus
Molecular function (GO): protein binding
Source: RefSeq, a predicted model, not a curated record
UGUCGUGUAGGAGUGUGCGUUGUCGGUGUAGCGGUGUUAGUAUGUAUCAGUGUGCGUAUCGGUGUGUGGACGGAUCCACCGCAUCCUCCUCCAUUCUUCUGCAUUGAAUGAGAGGAGCUGCACACAGGAGCCGGGCAGCCGGACCGGGCAGGACCCAGCACCGGGGCAUUUCAUGUGCCGUAACCCACCCCAGGGGCAAAUCGCACCCCAGGGACCCAGCCUCUGCAAGCCCACUCCCUGCAUUGUCAUAGUGUCUGCUCCCGGCGAGGCUGAUCGGAUGUGUCCCCAAAUCCUCGUCUUCUCCAAGGACCAUGGGCACGGCUGUCUCCAAGAGGAAGGCACUGAGGAAUGACACCAUCUCCAACGUAGCAGCCAAAGUGAGAGCCGCCAAAGCCUUCGGAGAUUACCUGUCCCAGACCCAUCCCGACAGCCAGAACGGCUCCGAUCACCUCCUGGUCCAAGAGGACUCCCCCGAAAUGCCCCAAAGCUCGCAGAAUAAGCGGCGGCUCUCCACCGCGUCGGACAGCAAGCUGGAGCGGAGUUUCUCGGAGGAGCGGCGGGAGAAGCUGCCCAGCGAGGGCUCGAAGCCCCGCGUCUACACCAUCUCCGGGGAUGGACCCCUGCUCUCCGACCGGCACAGCGACAGCCUGGAGCUGGUGGUAAUGAAGUCCGGGCACGAGGACAAGCAUCGUUACCAGCACCGGCCCCACCACCCGCCCCUGCAGAGCUCCGGCAGCGCCCACAACAUCACCCGGCCCUCCAAGAGCUGGUCGGGCAGCCGGCAGAACUCCAGGGAGCGCCCAAACGGCCCCCGGCUCAACGUGCCCACCCAGCACUCCUUCGAUCUCGAGCAACACCAGGCCAGCGAGUCCGGGUGGCGCAGGAAGAAGCUGGAGCGCAUGUACAGCAUCGACAGGGUGUCCGACGACGUCCCGAUCCGGACUUGGUUCCCGAAGGAAAAUCUUUUCACCUUCCAGACAGCCACGACUACUAUGCAAGCGGCUUUCCGUGGCUACGCCGAGAGGAAGAGGCGGAAGAGGGAGAACGACUCGGCCGCCGUCAUCCAGAGGAAUUUUCGCAAACAUUUACGGAUGGUCGGGAGCCGCAGGAUGAAGGCCCAAACAUUUGCCGACCGCAGAGAGAGGAGCUUCAGCCGGUCCUGGAGCGACCCCACACCCGUGAAGGCAGACUCCAUCCACGACUCCAGAGAAAGCCACGAUCUGCAGGACUCCUGCUCCGCUCUCGACGAGGAAUGCAAGGAUCUGAACUGGGAGGCAGAGCGAGAGAUGGAGGUUCUGUCCUGCGACGGGGAGGACUUCAUCCCACCCAAAAUUAUGCUAAUUUCAUCCAAAGUCCCCAAAGCUGAAUAUAUUCCAACCAUCAUACGCAGGGACGACCCGUCCAUCAUUCCCAUCCUAUACGAUCACGAACACGCGACAUUUGAUGAUAUUCUAGAGGAGAUCGAAAAGAAACUCAAUAUAUAUCGGAAAGGCUGCAAGAUCUGGGAGAUGCUCAUUUUUUGCCAGGGGGGGCCGGGGUAUUUAUACCUGCUGAAAAACAAAGUCGCUACGUUCGCCAAAGUGGAGAAAGAAGAGGAUCUUAUAAUGUUCUGGAGAAAGCUGAGCCGCUUAAUGAGCAAAAUGAACCCGGAUCCCAACGCGAUUCACAUCAUGGGGUGUUACGUGCUCGGAAACCCCAACGGGGAGAAGCUUUUCCAGAACCUGAAGAACCUUAUGAGUCCUCACCGGAUCGAGUUCAAAUCCCCUCUGGAACUUUCCGCACAAGGGAAGCAGCUGAUAGAGACGUACUUUGAUUUCCGCCUCUACCGCCUGUGGAAGGCUCGGCAGCACUCCAAACUGCUGGACUACGACGACAUCUUAUGAGCCUCUGAAGACCCCCGAAAAGGAGCGGGGAAUUUCAAUCGCUUUGGGAGCCAUUUUCUUGCCGGUUGCCGGUGGGAUGAAUCCGUCCGCCGGGAUCGUCCGGUCUGGAGAAGGCAGCGCCGGAUAACGAGAGAGAAGCGGAGGCCGACAGACGCCCCAUUCGGGAUUUUUUGCCGGGAAGGGCCGCGUUGGUAAACGGCGCGCCUGAGCCGGAAGUCGUAGAGAAGUUGGUCGUGGAUGGGAAGUCUCCGGGAUGCCGAGAUUCACCACUUCAGGGCAAAAAAACAACAAAUUUAUACGAAAUAAACGGACCCGGAAAUUCAAGGUCCUUUCGAGACUCGAGCUCAGGUUUUCUUAAGACAAUAAUUUGAAUAAUUCUUGCACUGAAGAGCAGGACCAGCCUUUAAACCACUUUGGACUUUUUUUGUAGCAAAA